AUGAUCAUGAUAUUUCCCUUAAGCUUGAAGCUGAGAAAUAAAACUUCUGCCCUGAAUCUGGAGCUCCUCUCAAGAGCUGAGAAGCUGGAACUUACGCCAAUUGAGAGGGAUUUGAGCACUCAAGCUACUGAAACAGCUAGUAAGCAGCAUCUGGCAAGCAUAAAGAACGUGACUAAGCUUGAAACUGAAUGCCGCUAUCUAAAAGCAAUGGCUCACAAAGUGUCACCUGCUAAUGAUCACAGAUUUAUGGUUGCAUCCUCCGUUCAUCUUGAAUAUUUUACAGAUAACCUAGCAGAUAGUAUGGAGGGGCUACUGGCCUUUGGGCAUCUGCUUUAA
This is a messenger RNA of Ilex paraguariensis (yerba mate), 336 nucleotides long. NCBI's taxonomy places the organism in Eukaryota, Viridiplantae, Streptophyta, Magnoliopsida, Aquifoliales, Aquifoliaceae. The record is from the annotation of a GenBank genome assembly.